Molecule: messenger RNA, 4209 nt
Organism: Tachyglossus aculeatus (Australian echidna)
Lineage: Eukaryota; Metazoa; Chordata; Mammalia; Monotremata; Tachyglossidae
Gene: IRAG2
Product: inositol 1,4,5-triphosphate receptor associated 2
Exons: 35
Coding region: 99-3941 (1280 amino acids)
Cellular component (GO): endoplasmic reticulum membrane
Source: RefSeq, a predicted model, not a curated record
GUCUUAGGAACUGAAGGUUUGGGGUUUCCUAAGGUUGUUCUUGCUUUCUUUUCACUAACCAGGCUCUAUGUGGUGAGACUCUGGGAGAAGUUUCAACGAUGGGGCCUGCAAGAGAUGCCGGAAACAAACGGCACAAUCCUGUCCAAAGCAUCUGCCGGAAACUCCAGAUGAUUCAGAGGAUGAAUCCUCCGUCCAGCGCCGUGCUGCUUCCUACCAAAACUCCGUCAGAGAGCGUUGGUCAUCCACACGGUGAAAACGCCAAGGACAAUCUUGGAGCCACCUUGAGGGUCCCAACCGAGAAGAGCCAACUUGCGGCCAAUUACUCAAGCCCCAGGGGUGGUGAGAGAUUCUUUGCAAGACCGGGGACGAUGUCUCCGAGCCCCACGUGGGUGCCUGGGCUUCGUUCACCUGAGAAGAGCGCAGGCCUUGUCCGUCUCCUCCAUUCGGAGGACGUCCUCCAACCAAGACGGGCGCUUCACUGGAACCAGAGCUCUUUGACCCCACGUAUCCAGAGAGAAAGACCGCUGGUUUCCUCGGCCCGGCGUCUGUUCUCCGACAGUCCCCCGGAAAGUGACCUACUCACCUCGACCCCUGACUCUAAGGCCUCUCGUGACCGAAGCCACAGUCGUUCUGCUCUCUGGUCUUCAGUGGUGAAGAAGUUGUCUCUGGGAGGAGGAGGAGGGAAACAAGAAACGGAUGAUGAGGAUGACGACCGUGAUGAUCCAGGAGAGGCCACGUGUGUCAGCAACAUUUGUGAGGAGGAGUUGCUCCUCAAUAUCUUUUAUGCAUGUGACCCAGAGCAGAAAGGGAAAGUGGCCGUGACGGUAAUAGUAGAUUAUCUGAGGCUCACCACCAGUCGGGCUACAGAGGACAGUGGCCUUGAAGAGUUACGGAAUAUGCUUGACCCUGACAAGGAGGACAUUGUUGUAGACCUGGACACUUACUAUGCAAUAAUGAAACAGUGGAUAGCAGACUGUAGGAGCAAAUGGGGAGAAGACGACUGUCAACCAACUGCGGGGGAAAGCUCUGUUUUCAAGGUACAGGAGAGCCAGAAAGCAGGACAGAGGACUGCAAGUAAAACGAAUGCGACAGUGAGGAGCUUUGAGGCUUUAGGAGGAGACCCAUCAAAAUGCGACUUGGAGACCUCCGACUUAAUUACGUGCAUGGCCGACCUGCAGUUCAAUAAGCAGAAGUUGCAGGAGGAAAACGGCAAGUUCAAAUUGGCGUUGGAGGCCAUGGAAGAAGCCAAUCACAAGCUGGGAGAGGAUUGUGAGCAGCUGCGAAAUCAGAUGAAGAGCUUUUUUUCCAGCGCCCAGCAGUCUCUUACAAGAACAAAGCUGCUAAAGGAAGAGCUAGAGGAACUGAAAACUGACAUGAAUGUUGCAGAACAGCAGAAAACCAAGAUCGUGGCCCAGAAUAAACAGCUUGAAAAAGAAAAUCGGUCCCUUGUUCUUAAGAUCCAGCUUCUCCAGGAAGAGAGCAUCAGCAGUGCCCGAGACAACGAAACCCUGGAGAAGAAGAUAGCCGAGCUGACUAAAGAGGCAGCCGACCACCAAGUGCAGCUGCGUGAAUAUGAGAAUGCCGUGCUCGAUCGGGACCAGAGGCUUCAGGAGAAAGAAUUGAAGAUAGAAGAGCUGAAGUCAAUCAACAUGGAAUACGCCACAGUAAUCCAGAACUUGCGAGGGGAGAAAACCAAACUGGUGGAGGAGAUUGAACAGAUGCAGCAGGAAAUCCUCUCCUGCGGCAUCAACUUCCCCACGGGCGGCAACCUCGGCGGGCACGGAGUAGAGACGUCCUUACACCGGGAACUCACGCUGGCUCAGAGUGUGGAGAUCCACCAGCAGGAACAGAAGCCAAGCCCCCAGGACCUGCUGCUGAAUUUCUUGGAAAAACAUGAAGAAUCUCUUCAGGACAUGCUCUUCAACAAGGCUGGAAUUCUGAGGAGAACCAGACAACAAGAGCCAGGAGCUACUACCGAGCUGCAAGAAGAGACGGCGAAUCAGGCAGAAGCCAGAAGCCGGCAAGGAUCUCCGCACCGUCGAGGGUUCGCCAACCGACAGGAAAACGAUGAAGACGGUACGGUCAUCCCGGAUGGCAAAGAACCCGUCUGUUUGCAGCUUAAAUUAGAGGAAGCGAUUUCAGCCCAGGCUAUAAAUACGACGCUAUCGAGCGCCCACAGGAUCUCCCAGCUGAAGACGAGAGGGCAGAAAAAUGCUUGGGGUCCCGACCCCCUAGAGUGGAUGCCAGGAGGGCAGAAGGCAGACUGGACUCCCGGGUCAGGCCCAGCUGCGACUUUCUGCGGGAGGUUGGAGAGCAACCCUGACAGACAGUGCUCUGCUGACCAGCUGACCCUCCAGCCCCUCAAGUGCCCGGGCCUGUCAGAGAGGCCCCAGACCGGGGAGACGUUUCCUGUUCCUGCCACAAUGGAUCAUCUGGCCCCCAGGGAGAAUAGUGCUUGGUCAUCACCUUUGGGGAGCUCCUCUCAUUCCAGAGCGGAUCCGUCCCCCGUCACGGGCUACAACACAUCAUCUACGGAGAGCGCCGUCACCUCCACCGAUUCCGACUCGGAUGUGCUGACGCUGACCGUGGCCCCCAGCGAUCUGGAUUCCCAGCCUCCGGAGGAGGAAGGACGGACACCUCCCCUCUCCCGCAGCCCGACAGAGAGCCGAAACCUCGCUAAUGAAAACACUCCCCUCCCGGCUUCCCCGGCUGAGGAUCAAGCGGCAUUAAACGUGGAAACGAAGACGGAGAUGAAAGCGGCAGAAGAGAAUAAAGAGAAAGCUUCGACGGCGGAAGAGACGGCGGCGACACCUGAAACUUUAACGCCCAUCAAAUCGGUUGACUUCCGGCAAAGCGACAACCCUUCUCCAAAUGAUAAGGAAGUGGAGGCCGAGUUUCUUCGGUUGUCCCUGGGAUUCAAGUGCGACCGCUUCACCUUGGAGAAGAGGGUGAAAGUGGAGGAGCGAUCCCGUGACCUGGCUGAGGAAAAUCUGAAGAAGGAGAUCACCAAUUGCCUGCAGCUCCUCCAGUCUUUAAUUCCCCUGUGUGAAGAUGAUAACCAAGCCCAGGAAAUCAUUAAGAAGCUGGAAAAAAGCUUAAAGUUUCUCAGCCAGUACACCGCCAGAGUUUCCGGGAAGGCAGAGAUGUUGGGAGCCAUUAACCAGGAAAGUCGAACGAGUAAAGCGGUGGAGGUGAUGAUUCAACAUGUGGAGAACCUGAAGCGGAUGUACGCCAAGGAGCACGCCGAGCUGGAGGAGCUCAAGCAGGUUCUCAUCCGCAACGAAAGAUCCUUCGGCGCCCUCGAGGACGAUGAUGACUGUCAAACCAAAAAGCGUUCCGCUUCUCUGAAUUCCAAGCCCGCGUCUCUCCGAAGAGUUAGCAUCGCCACCUUGCCUCGGAACAUCGGGAAUACCGGAGCUGGCCUGGGAUUGGCACAAUUACCUCUAAUGUCCGGACUGGAAAAAAAUGAGCGGUUCAAUAGGAGGUCAAGCAGUUGGCGGACACUGGGGUCCAAACCAAGAGAUUCCCGGCCCUCGCUGCAACGGUUCAUUAGCUCAUACGAUUGGGGAGACAGUGAGGGAGAGAAAUGUCAACUGAAAGACCAAGAGGAGUCCGAACUACCGGCGAAGGAAGCGACGGAGAAAACGAGGAAGCUGAGCGCCACGGAAAAGGGGAAAAAUCCGGCCGUUUCUUCCUUCUACAACGCGGUGUGCGACUGGGCCGUGGAUCUCAAGGCGUCCUUUCACAAGGCCAACAAGACCGUGUGGAUCUCUGUGGCGUUCAUCGUUCUCUUUGCCGCGUUCAUGAGCUUCCUGACGGGCCGCUUCUUCCAGAGGCUGGUGGACGCCGCUCCGGAGGAAAACGGCUGCCCCUGGCCUCCCCUCCAGCGGGGCCUGUGGCCUUACAUCGGGGUCCGCCACCGCGACCCCCCGCCCGUGUAACCGGGGAAUGUCGCGGGUCGGAAGCCCGUCGCUUCUCCGGGAGAGUGGGGAGGGAUUUUUUUGGAAACGGGAUGGGAGGAUCCGAAACCCGACGGCGUGAGACUGUCUCCUUCUCCCUCCCCCCGGAUUCCACGGCGGACCGCCGGCGCCUUUUCUGAGGAAAGACUGGACCGUAGCUAGGAUUAGCCACUCGGAUCGUUGAGACUUUUAACCGACCUACUAGGAGAAGGGGUGAAUUAAUUUUUUUUUUACUGAGAAGAAACCGUAU